Messenger RNA from Monascus purpureus, 872 nucleotides. The record is from the annotation of a GenBank genome assembly. NCBI's taxonomy places the organism in Eukaryota, Fungi, Ascomycota, Eurotiomycetes, Eurotiales, Aspergillaceae.
AUGGCCUCUUACUUUGUCACCGGCAGCACGCGAGGAAUCGGACUAGCAAUAACUACUCUCCUCGCUUCCAAGCCCGAGUCCGAGGUAUCCAUCAUCUUCGCCGCUGCGCGGACUCAGAGGGAAGGUUUAAAGCAGCUAGCAGCCAACUCAGCUGGCCGCGUCGAAAUCGUGCCAAUCGACGCAACAUCCGAAGAGAGCGUGUCAAAAGCUGCCGAACAAGUGGAAUGGUCUCUCGGAAGCAAGGGUCUAGAUGUUCUCAUCAACUGUGUGGGAAUUAUGCCUCAAACUCCUGGUGGGAUUGAGACGAUGACGGACCUCGAAAUGACAUUCAAGACCAACGUACUGAGUUCUCACCUUGUCACAAGAGCAUUCAUCCCAUUGCUGAAAAAGGGGCACCAGAAGAAGGUCAUCAAUAUAUCCUCAACUUUAGGCUCUAUUACACUCGCAUCAAAAUUCCAACUAUUCCCCGUCCCAGCCUACAAGGUAUCCAAAGCUGCUCUCAACAUGCUCACGGUGCAAUAUGCCCUAGCCCUGGAGGAUGAGGGGUUCACAGUUUUCACAAUUUCUCCUGGGUGGGUGCAAACCGACCUGGGCGGUGCUGGGGCCGAUUUAACCCCUAAUCAAGGCUGCGAGUUGUCUUAUGGAUAAAGUAUUCAAUUCUACGAAAGAGGAUAAUGGGAAGUUCUUCAACAACCGUGUGCCUGGUUGGGAGAAUGCGCCCCGCGAUCAGUAUAAUGGUGCUGAGCCACCAUGGUGAGCUGGUGCCCAGGUUCUGUCUUCCAAGAGAUUUGUGUAGCGACAAGGAUUUAAUAUGGGUACAAUUGUAUCUUUAUGGAUAAGGCAGACCAAAAAAUAGAGAUAUUUAAUUCGUG